Morone saxatilis (striped sea-bass) is the source of this 3846-nucleotide messenger RNA. RefSeq names its product zinc finger protein 43-like. Gene Ontology annotation, biological process: regulation of transcription by RNA polymerase II. The record is from RefSeq and is a predicted model, not a curated record. Lineage: Eukaryota; Metazoa; Chordata; Actinopteri; Moronidae. The coding region runs from base 225 to 3680 and encodes 1151 amino acids. The transcript has 11 exons. Gene Ontology annotation, cellular component: nucleus. Gene Ontology annotation, molecular function: RNA polymerase II cis-regulatory region sequence-specific DNA binding; DNA-binding transcription factor activity.
UUAUGGGCUCUAUUUGACAGCUUGGAUUACUUAUUUCUGCCCCUCUUAUCUGGCAACCCCCUGAACACCAGCCUGCCUCCUUCUCCAGCUAGCGCCUCAUGCUAACUGUAGUAGUGCAUCGCUGCUGGUACAAAAGACACCAGAUACCUGUCUGUGCGUGCACAGUGGCGAUGCUCAGACUCUUGGAUGUGAGUUGAGAGCUGACUGGAUGGUUUGAAGCCACCAUGAAUGAGGAGUCUGAGUCCAGCUGUGGCAAGCACGGUCCUGCCUGUGAAGGAGUUAACUGUGGUUAUAGUCCUUUGCAUGGAGAUCAGAGCGUAACUAAGACUAAACAUGAGAUACCUUCAUCACAAUUAAUAACUAAGAAUCACAGUCAGUCAGAAGAAGUAAAACUUUGUUUUAAAGACAAGGAUAAUCACACUGCUGCAGAAGAACCCAGGGAGACUGACAACGACAAAUGUCAAAUAUGUAAAAAAGUUUACAGAACUCAAAGUCAUCGGUGCCAACACACCAAGAAACACCACGGAGGAGUCAAGCCUUUCAAAUGUAUCUAUUGUAGGAAGAGGUUUACCUUUCGAAACCCUCUGAUUGUUCACCUGCGAACCCACAGUAAAGAGAAACUGUACUUCCGCCCUGUGUGUGGCGUGAACUUUUCUCUGAUGAGCCAUGUAAGGUCACAUAUGAAAACACACACUGAAGAUGCAGUUGGUGGUUUGAUCAACGCAGAUGGAGAAGAGGAACUGGAUCCUGGCAAAUCUAAGGUCAUUCCUAAUGUGCACCAAACUGAUGAUCAACAAUUAGACAGAAGCAUGGACUGGUGCUGCUGCCAUGUGUGUUGUAAUAAAUUAUCAUACAGCAGAACUCUACAACCAGACCAGAGGACUCACCAUGGAACUAAACCUCAUAGAUGCUCCCAGUGUGGGACGGGGUUGAAUUUCCCGAACAGACUGAAAAGACACCUUUUAAUCCGCUCCAAAGAGAAACCUUUCUCCUGUCCAGUCUGUGGCAAGAGAUUCUCCCGCAAAGACAGGCUGAAGGAACACCUCAGCUUACAUGGAUGUUCAUCUGAAGUGAGGGAAACUGCGGAGACUUUGGGUGGAGUCGAGAAGACCGGUAUUCAGAUCAGCUCAGAUUCAUUACAUUUGGAGGGAAAUUCUGUUGGUAAGGCCCCUGAUGUUACAUUACCUGGUGACACAGCUACGCCCGCCACACCUGAACAUAACCCUUCUCUGAAAACGACACCCAGGAAACGUAGAAAGAAAACUGAGGCUGAGGAGCUCUUCAGCUGCGCAGAAUGCAGUAAGGAUUUUCAGAGCGUAUACGCCAGAGACCGCCAUCUGAGAGAGAAACAUGGCAAACGCUCGCUUCACAAGUGCUGCGACUGCGGACAGACAUUUAAAGUUAACCGAAGCUUGAUAGUCCACCAGCGAAUAAACCAUCCAGCACCUGCAGUGUCUGCAGUGCCUGAAGAAGAGCAAAGGGCUCCAAAGACUUAUGUUUGUUCAACAUGUGGAAAGCAGUUUCCAUCUAGUGCCUCCCUGAAAAGGCACCUUAUUAUUCACUCAGGGAAGAAACCAUACAAGUGCACUUUGUGUGGGAGAGGUUUCACGCAGAUUGGAAACCUCAAAACGCACCAAAAGGUUCAUAAAGGGAAAUUAACCAACAUGGCAGUGUUAGACAAACGUUUACCUCAGUCCGAAGAAGCUCAAUCAUCAGUGGAAAUCUGCUUCUGUCAUUUGUGUUGGACACAAUUUUCAGAGAAACAACUAUUAGAAGAACACUUGAAACAAGUCCACGAAUCAAAGAAACCAUUUUCCUGCACACAGUGUGGCAAAAGAUUCAUGUACAUCCAGAAAUUAAACGACCACGAAGCUUGGCACGACGGUCUGAAGCCCUACCAGUGCUCACAGUGUGAUAAAGGUUUCCAGACCUCAAAGGGACUCGAGAACCACAUGCGAGAUCACACAGGAGAGAAACCUUUCCCGUGCAUUAUAUGUGGGAAAAGGUUCAAGCAGGAAUCUACUCUGAGAUCACACUAUGUGACGCACACAGGAGAGAGGCCUCACCUGUGCUCCAUCUGUGGUAAACGGUAUGCAAGAGCCGAAGAGCUUAAAGUUCACCUCAGAGUUCACACAGGGGAGAAGCCGUACCAGUGUGAUGAGUGUGGGAAGAGUUUCUACUACAGGCAAGGUUUCAACAACCAUAAGAAGACUCACAGCGCCAAACCCAUCGGGCCCACCAGGCAGCUGGGCAGACCCAGACUGCUGGGGAGCACCAGGAAGUCAAGCAGGCCUAAGAAGGUCUCACAGAGAGCUCUGCCUGAUUCAGAUGGAGAGGAUCUGACCUGGGAGCCUCCUGACCCCGGAAAUAGACCCCACCAUCACCUUGGCAACCAAGAAAACCAUGCUGCAGAGAACCACCACAGUCAGACAUCUCCGUGGAACUGUGCUCAUUAUACAGCAUUCAACCUCUGGGACCAAAACCCAGAUACGUCCAACUGGAGAGCAGCAGAGUGCCACCAGGCUUACAGUUCUCCAGCAGGAGCAAGCGUUGGUUUCAGUGCCCUGCUCAAGGGCACGGCAGAUCAGGAGCACUUUAAAGAGAGCUGUCCAGCGGAGCAGCCCUCCUGGCCCUCUGACACUUUCUCUGUAUCACCAACCUCUGAGCUCGAGCUCACCCCACCCCUCCCACAUAACACCACAUCAAAGAAAAUAGACCUGAGAAAGGCGAGUGGAGAAGUGAAUCACCGUGAAGAACACAGACCUGAAAGAGAGGAGCAGGAUCACAGAGCAGCACCUACAGAACCUUUAAGACGGUCGGAACCUGAACACAACAGCUCCCAUGAACAGCCUCAGGAAAAGCCUAAACAAGACCAGGGGCCUCGCAGUUACAAGAAGAACUACGACUGUCCGACCUGUGGACGAGUUUUCUCUCACAACACUGCUCUGCAACGACACCUUGUGAUUCACUCGGGGAAAAGACCUUACAAGUGCUUCAUAUGUGGAAGAGGAUUCACUCAGAGUGGAAACCUCAAAACACACAUGAAGGUUCACAGAGGAGAGUUACCAAAUUGGACAUUAGUUCAAGAGAAGAGUCCCCUUAAAGAAUCUCCUGUAACGGUUCAUGUGUGUGGAGAGUGUGGAAUGGACUUCCCUCAGAAACAACAGCUGGAGGAACAUCGCCAGAGUCACAAAAAACCUUACGCAUGUCCCGACUGUGGCAAGACUUUCAAAAACGAAUAUUAUUUUAAAAUACAUAAGCGUGUUCACUCGGGAGAUUCACCUUUCAUCUGUUCAGAGUGCGGGAAGAGCUGCGUCACAGCAGAUUCGCUCAAAAAACACGAGCUGACGCACACUGGAGAAAAGAAUUUCCACUGCGAUCAGUGUGGGAAGGCGUUUUCACAAUCCUCCCAUCUCAACGUGCACCUCAAGACUCACACCGGAGAGCGGCCUCACCUCUGCUCAAUCUGCGGUAAAAGUUACUCCAAAGCAUGUGACCUGAAAGUUCAUCUGCGAGUUCACACUGGAGAGAAACCGUAUACUUGUGAGAAAUGUGGCAAGUGCUUCUAUUACUCUCAAGGGUAUCGAGCGCAUUUGAAGAUUCACGACAAGAAGCCAAAACCUCCAACAAAACCGCUGGGGAGACCGAAACAACAGCUGUUACUGGUACAUAAUCAAUAAUGUCAUUGGGGAAUUCACAAGUCUGAGAAUGUAUAAAGGGUAAAAGUAAAUAUAUUACAGUUUGCUCCUCUGUUAUUAUGUGAAAUAAAAUAUCUUUCAAAUUAGUAAUAUGAUAGUAAGCAUGUAUUAUAUGGUGUACAUUUAAGAAAAAUAAAUCAUUAUAUUG